This is a messenger RNA of Parus major (Great Tit), 7426 nucleotides long. It is a transcript of the gene PPP1R16B, whose product is annotated as protein phosphatase 1 regulatory subunit 16B. Lineage: Eukaryota; Metazoa; Chordata; Aves; Passeriformes; Paridae. Gene Ontology annotation, molecular function: enzyme inhibitor activity; protein phosphatase regulator activity; protein binding. Gene Ontology annotation, biological process: regulation of sprouting angiogenesis; establishment of endothelial barrier. The coding region runs from base 366 to 2081 and encodes 571 amino acids. Gene Ontology annotation, cellular component: cytoplasm. The transcript is spliced from 11 exons. The record is from RefSeq and is a predicted model, not a curated record.
GGGCUUUUUUUUCUUUCUGUUCAGGUCUGUCGUGAAGCCCUCAAAAUAAGGUUUGCAGGUACUGCUGAAGCUGUCCUUGGCCAUUUGCUGGACAAAGCAGCUGCAUAAAGGCCUGGACCUGCCUGUGUGCUCUGGCAGUGUUUGUUUGUUUUCAAUUAUCUGUUGGAGGAAAUGAAGUGUCUUGCUCUCAGCCUGCCCAGAUAUUUAUAGGUUCCCACCACAUUCUCAGGGGCUCUGCCAUGGGCCCUCCCCAGCUCGGCCUCAGGAUGCUGGUAUAGCAGCAGCUGGCUGCCAUCCAGAGGACCUGUGGUGGGACAUCCCUUCCCCCUGGGACAUCCUCCCCCUCCCCUCUCUCGGCAGAAGCCAUGGAUGCCCACGUGGACCUCCUGACCGAGCUGCAGCUGCUGGACAAGGUGCCCACGCUGGAGAGGCUGCGGGCAGCCCAGAAACGGAGGGCUCAGCAGCUGAAGAAAUGGGCCCAGUAUGAGAAAGAGAUGCAGCACAAGAAGAGGAAGCAUGAAAAGAAGAGAAAUGCUGUGAACAGAAAGAAAGUGUCUUUUGAAGCCAGCGUUGCUCUGCUGGAGGCUUCUCUGAGGAAUGACGUGGAGGAAGUGUGUUACUUGCUGAAGAGCAACAUCAGCCCCGACCUGUGCAAUGAGGAUGGAUUAACUGCGCUGCAUCAGUGCUGCAUAGACAACUAUGAGGACAUAGUCAAGCUCCUCCUCAGCCACGGGGCCAACGUCAAUGCCAAGGACAACGAGCUGUGGACUCCACUGCAUGCAGCAGCCACGUGUGGUCAUAUCAACCUGGUGAAGAUCCUCAUCCAGCAUGGAGCAGACCUGUUGGCAGUCAAUGCAGAUGGCAACAUGCCAUAUGACCUCUGUGAAGAUGAGCCAACCCUGGAUGUCAUUGAGACUUGCAUGGCCUAUCAAGGGAUUACCCAGGAGAGGAUCAAUGAGAUGCGAGCUGCUCCGGAGCAGGUGAUGAUCUGUGAUAUUCAUGACAUACUUGCGACUGGACAGGACCUGAACAGGACUGAUGCCCAAGGUGCUACGCUGCUGCAUAUAGCUGCAGCCAAUGGCUAUCUGCAUGCAGCUGAAGUGCUCCUUGACCAGGGGGCAAGCCUGGAUGUGAAGGACUGGGAUGGCUGGGAACCUCUGCAUGCUGCUGCUUUUUGGGGCCAGAUGCAGAUGGCUGAAUUGCUCGUGUCCCAUGGGGCUAGUUUGAGUGCCAGGACAUCUUUGGAUGAGAUGCCCAUAGAUCUGUGUGAAGAGGAGGAAUUCAAAGUGCUGCUCCUGGAGCUGAAACACAAACACGAUGUGAUCAUGAAGUCUCAGAUGAGGCAUAAAUCCUCCCUGAGCCGCAGGACCUCCAGCACAGGCAGCCGGGGGAAGGUGGUGAGGAGGGCCAGCCUUUCGGACAGGACAAACCUCUACAGGAAGGAGUGCGAGAAGGAGGCCAUGGUGUGGCAGCAACUGGGGGCAGCAGAAGAAGGAAGAAACUCAGGUCUCAUUGGAGAAAUGGGGGAGACUCGGUCUGACCAGGAGAAUACAGACCCUAAUUCAGUGCUGGAGAACUCCGCCCUCCUCCCGGAGCUGGCGAACAAAAGCACCCAGUGUGACAGCGAGAUCCCUCUGCAGAACGGACUGAUGGCAUCUGCCAGCCCUUACCAGUACCCCUUCUCCAACGGGGACAUUUGGAGCGUGCACGCUGACCCCGAGAGUAACCCCGGGCACGUGCUGCCCUACGGCAGCCCCGCGCUGCCCGAGGCCCCGCAGCUCUGGGGCACCUACAAGGAGCACAACCACCAAACGCUGUCGGAACUGAAGCGGCAGCGAGCUGCAGCCAAACUGCUCCAGCACCCCUUCCUCAGCACCCACUUCAGCGCCGGCGUGGCGGGAGUUGCUGAGAGCGUGGGCGAGCCCAAGUCGCACUUAAUCGAAUCCAGGACUUCUCCCUACAGCUCCAAUGGGACCUCAGUGUAUUACACAGUGUCCAGUGGUGAUCCACCCCUCUUGAAAUUCAAAGCUCCCAUGGAGGAAAUGGAAGAGAAGGUGCACGGGUGCUGCAGGAUUUCCUAGUCUGGCCUGUGUCUCACCCCAGAGGAAACAAGACGUGGGUGGGCUGGUUGGAUCCGUCGCAGUGGCCAGGUUGUUUGCAUUCCAAAGGGAGAAUUUGGUUAUGGACAUCCUGACUGUGGCAGCCUUGUUCAUCUUGAAUUGUACUUUACCCUGCCAAUUACUUCCAUUGCAGCUGGAUGAGUAAUGCAGGUGGAGCAAGGCUCUUAGGAGAGGAAGGGAUGCACAUCAAUACGGUGUCAAAGGAGUCUCCUUAGCCUUGCUCCCUGGGGAAGAAAGGAUGGUGUGCUGCCUCCCCAUCCUUGGUAAGUCAUGAGAUGCCUUGGAACAAAGAAAGGAUCUGAAUUCAAAUCUUUGUGUCUGAGCCUCUUGCUGUAAGUCACCGAGCAGCUGGAAGGUGACAGUUCAGACCUGUGCUUUCACUCUUGGGUGAUGCACAUAUCCUGGAGGGGAGGUCAGCCCCUGCAUGCGGUUUGCAAGAGUGGACAGAGCUGUUUUCCACACAGCUGGAUCCAGCACUGCCAGGGCUGGAGCAACAAGCAAGCACAGAUGCUGCACUUAGGAAGUUUGCAAGGCGUUACCUCCUUGCAGUGACAGCUCACCAUCACAAACUGUGCUCUGGCUGGGUCCUGUUCUGCUCCUGUCAGCUCGUCACUGCAGACUGCCAUCAGGUUUGAAGCAGAACUUUUCCUGGAACAGGCUUCACUCAAUAGGCUUUAAAACUGGUGUUGCAAUAAAGGGGCCCUGGCAAUAGAAUUUUACUGCAAUAAAAUACUGACAAAGGUCUAUAUUGGAAUAAGUAAUUUAAAAAACUUAUUUGUACUAUUUAGACUCCUAAUUUGUUAAAACUGAAAAGACUUUUGUUGAUCUCACUUUCCUAUUGAUUCUGUUUGUUUACUCUGUAUGCUCAACACAGAUACUAGGGGCAAUAUGCUUUGUGUUCUGAUUUUUUCUGGAUUUCCAGAACCACAGGGCUCAGGAGGGAUGUGAAGGAAAGGCUUGCCAACACUAACCUAGGAACGCCAUGGAAGCAUUUCUAAUCCCGUAGAUGUGACAGCACUUUCAUUGACCUGCAGUCUUUGGCUGAGAAAUAACUUUAACCAUUGCUGUGGUAGUUGAACACUGCAGCAGGACAGGAGAUGCUUUUUUCUGGUUUCCAGCUCCCUUGCUGAAGCUGUCAGCAGUGGGCAGCAGCUGGCAGAGGAAGGUUUAAAGGCCUCUUUGUCUGUGGGGGUUUCCUCACACCAUCAGUACUUAACAAAGCCUCUCUGCAGCACCAACACUGUGUCUUGGUGUAUUCAUGUGAGCUCUGACAGCCCACCUGGCAAACACUGGCACAGCUCUGAGGAACUGGUCACACUUCAGUUGUAUUUAAGAAGUAACUGUAAAUCUUUAACUCUUCUGCACAGAGGGGCUGUCACACACGUAACUGUUUGCCUGCAUGAAUAUGUGUCUUCUUGGGCAGCUUAAAUUCCAAACUCUGAGGACAUCAACCUGUUUGGGUCUCUGUAAGCCAUCAGUGGAUUAAAUCUAGCUCAUGUAGUUGUGCUUCAGCCAAGCAACAGCAAAUGCAGCUUCCACCCAUCUUCCUUUUAUCUGGCACCUGUUAGACAUCAAUGUUCCCCUUCACAUGUACUCUCCCUCUGUGGGGAUCCUCACAGCCUUAACUUUUUUCUAGGCUAUAAAAAGUUGACUGAGGCUUCCAGUGACUGUUAAGUGCUACCCUCUGCCCCCCAUCAAAUCCACCCAUUGCUGGGGCUGCAUACAUUCCCAUACAGGGCUCUCCUCCAGGCAGCAGAGGUGGCUGUGUGUCACCACCACUGCCACACUGUGCAGGACACACCUUGGACCUGUGAGCUACCAGGCUGACAAUUUAAUGGUUUCAAUUGUAUGAAAGAAUUCUCUUUCCUCACCAGUUUUAGGUGCAAACUAGAAAAUGGUAGCAGUUGGUCUGUUUUGCUUAAAACCCCAGUUCUGCUAAAGACAGAGUUCAAAGCAUUCAGAGAAGUGGAAGGUUCCCUCCAUUGUUGGAACAUAUGCUAAUUAUAGGACUAGAAAAUACUUCUGCUUGACCUUAAGGGAUUUUAAAGUCAUUCUCUAGUAGUAAUAGGGUGAUUUGGUAACUGGAAAGACUUUACUGCAUCCAUGUGUGGUUAACAGUGGAUCUUUAAUUACCUUGAGUAAAUUAUUCUGGGAUAACACCAACUGUGGCCUGGCUAUUACAGAACAGGGGAGAUGAUCUUUCAGGUGCCUCUCUUCUCCCAUGGUGGAGAGGUUUGUCACUCCACAUCCAUUCUAAUGAGAUCUCCGAGCUCACUCUAAGAAAUUUUGGUGCCGCUAUCUACUGGGUUGUAUAUGGUGCAAAAUUUGGGCCCAGAUGUUGCCUUCCCUCCCAGCAAAGGAGGAGUAGGGCCCUUUUCCUUCUCAGAGCAACUUUGUGCUAGCAAGUGUAUUGAACCCUGCCUAAUUCCAAGGAAGUGGAGAUCAUGAAUGCAAUAGUGUAAAGUAGUUUGAGGCUUGCUUUCAUUGAGAGCUGUUAAUACCUUAGAACUGCAGGAAACCAGUCCAUUUUAGACAAACAGCUCUUUGGCUUCCAUUGGUAUUUCACAUAAGUAAAACUCUGGGAACUCAUCAUCCUGCUGUGAAGUCUUGUGGUGUCUGAUCAAAUGUAAUCAAUUCUUAAUCAGACAGGAGAGUUAUUAAUGGUAAGAGGCAGUAAUGGAUAAAUCUUGAAGGAUGAGUUUCACAGCCCUGCCAAGUAUUGACCUACCACUGGCUUUGGGCUGAAGUUGCACCAGGGCAUGAGCUGGAAGGCUGUUGAAGAAUGGCCUGGAAUGGAUUCAUGCUUCUGUGUGGUGACAUUUGGGAUAUAAUGGUCACUGCCUGUGGAGCACUGGCAGAGCUGUUGGUUGUAGGUCUGGGAUGAGGGAUUCUGUAAGGUGGGUAAUUAACCUGCUUCUGGUGAACUAUUUUGUGCAAAAAAACGGGCUUGGGGGAAUAAAAACCACAUAGAUUCUCUUACACAGGCAUUGUAACAGCCUACCUCUAGGAAUAACACUUUGCACUGUAAAAUUUAGCAGUGUUACAAUAGUGGGGUUUUGAUAUCUGUGUGUUUUAAAGGCCAUCCCAGAGGAAAGCUCUAAGGUACAGAGCAGAGGACACUUGGCUGUUUCAUUGGAUCUUAAUGUGGUUAAAAAGCUGUAGAACGUAGAAAUCAUGUUGUGACUGGCAUAUCUUAGUUUAUUAGAGGAGCAUUUGAGGGUUUUAUGAUAUACUGAAUGGUUUUAAGAUCAAUAAAUAUCUAAUUACAGAUUCAAGGCCAGAUUAGAGUCACUGUUCAGUUACCAGGGAGACAAAUGUUGUAUUGUUCAUAGAGACUGUGCAAAGAUCUGAGAAUGUGGAUGUACAGACAGGUCUGUUGCAGGCAGAGCUGCACAAGAAUAACCCUUCCUUCCCCUCACAACAUUUUCCUGUGUGCUGAAUUUGUACUGCUUCUAGCAAACUAAGUGGUUGAUGGGAGAAGCUUUACAUUCCACGUUGGAAGAAAUUUGUUAGAUGGAGAAAAAGGUGUCUUACAGAACAAUGUGUGUACUUUAGUGAGCUCAGCCAAGGAAGCCCCAGCACAGCAAUGUUAGAUAAGGGCUUGAGUCCCAUUGCUGGGAUGUGUUUGAAAUCAGACCUGGAUCUGUGUUUCACAUACCACAUGAUGUGAUUUCAGCCCACCUAAUUUCACUUCUUUGGUGCUCCUGAAUCUUAAAACCCUCCCAAUUUUGGGAAGAACUGACUCUAGCUGAUGUGAUUCUGUGCCAUCUUGGGGGUGUGGUUGAAGAACCACCUGGAUGAGGAACUUCUGGUAGGGAUGGAGAAGAGCAUGGCAGGGCAAUAGCAAUAAUGACUCAGUGCAAUACUCAGUGGAGGCAGUGAAUUCUCAAGUUUAUUGAGCAGGGUCUUACUUCAUGGGCUUGAAAUCCCUUAAAAGCUCCCAAAUGACAUUACAACUUCUUUCUAGUGUCCUUUUUUCUUCAGUCUUGGAGCUGUGGUUACCCACAUCAUCCCUGCUGAAACUAAAUCAGUUACCAUGGAGAAGAGAAUAUCCUGAGAAAGCAAUAGCACUGGUCUCCAGUGAGCUGUGGAUGAACUGUUGUCUGUCUGCUGAAGGUUUCUCCCUACACCUGGGUUAUUUCUGUGCCUUAUACUUGCUAAAGGUAACUCGUUUCUUCUUCUCUGGAAGUUUUCUGGUGACUAUACAGUUCUUGCUGAUCUUUAACUUGGAGACUUUUGCAAGGGGAUAACAGUUCAGAGUAUGGCAGAUUUUGACAUUAUUAUUUACUCUUUUGAUUUCUCUCAUGAUCAGCACUUCUCUGUUCCUAAAUUUACAGAAAGGAAAUGCACAGGGGCUUCAUUGUAUUUUGACAAAUCCCCUUGACUACUUUGGUAUGUCAGUUCUCUGCUGGCAGAAUCCAGAACACACUUGCAGCAGCAAGGUCUCACCUCUUACACCAGAACACAUUUACAUUUUUUGUUUUGUUUUGCCUGUGGAUGUGCAACAGAACAGUUCUCCCUGGUUGUUCUUCACCUUUAUUCUGUUUUCAUGUUGGCCAAACUGGUAGUGGACUUCUCAGUUCCCUCACACAAUUUGAGUACCACUGGGCUCUCUGGGAAACAUCUGCCAUGGCACAAUUACGACCUAGAAUAUUUUGCCAUGUUUCAACCGUGGAAGCUGUAGUAGAGGAGAUUCUGCUCGUGAUACCUGAUCCCAAAGCUACACCAAUGCAAUGAUCUCCACCCACAGCUGGAGGGGAGAUACGGGUUUUUAAACAGUGCAGAUGCAGCCUUAGUAUUGCCACCACAAUGUCUUCAGCCUUUAGAUUGGGGUGUGAGGUUGCAGGAGUGUGGAUAACCCUGGAGCAGGCGGGACUGCUGCGUGUACAGGACAGUAAGAGAUGAUGGCAAGCCUUCUGCAAUAACUCGUAAUUCCAUUGAUCAGUAGUAAAUGAUGUACAAAUAAAACUUGAUGAAAUGUAUUUUAUGUGAAGAAAAAAAUAAUGUAAGAACUGUAUAUUGUAUUAGCAGCUUUGUGUAUAAAAUGGCAUUUUGGCAAUCAGAGUCUAAUAUAUUUAAAACUUUUUUUAAAAAAGGAUAUUUGAUAUUGUAUGGAAUUGACUUUAUUGCUACUGUAAGUAUGAAGAUGGUUUCUUAACUUGUUGAAGCAAUGCAUAAAAUCUUAAACUUUAUGUAAAACUCAUGCCAAAAGCAUAUGUUUGACAGUAUUAGCACCUGACUCAGUGUCUUUAAUAGAGAGAUUGAAUUUUUUAAUUUAAAAAUUAUAUUAAAUUUCUUUUAAUAAU